Messenger RNA from Pseudo-nitzschia multistriata, 1773 nucleotides. NCBI's taxonomy places the organism in Eukaryota, Bacillariophyta, Bacillariophyceae, Bacillariales, Bacillariaceae. The record is from the annotation of a GenBank genome assembly.
GUGAAUAAUAGAGCAAUACAGAUUCGUUGCCUUUCCAUAGAAUCAUGAUGUUGAUGGCAAUAGUCACCGCCGCCGGCUCUGUGCUUCGAGAGCCCCCCGGUCCUCCGUCAUUGCCAUCGAUAAUGUCGAAUGGUUUGGGGUCGCUUCCGUUGAUAGGACUUGGAAAAGCGGUUGGCAUCGGCCCUCCACCACACGAACGAAUGGACCAGCUAGCAGAUCGAUUUGGAGACGUAAUGACGCUGCAAAUGGGCCGCGAGCCCUGGGUGAUUCUGUCGUCCCCGAGUGCCGUCCACGAGGCCUUUGUUGUCAAAGGGGGCGAUUUUAGUGGACGGCCGAUGGUACCGUCGAUGAGCAUCUCAUCGGGAAAAGGGCAAGGAUUUGCCAAGAAAAAAUUAGACCCGGCAUUGAUUAAGCUCCGACAGAAAGCCUUCGGGGAAUUAUUCGACGCUAGGAGUGUAGAAAGAUCGCUGUCGCAUUUUGAGGCAGAAACUGAACUUUUGGUGGAUCAUUUGGUAUCAGCGAGUUCUUCUUCAAAUGGUGGCGUUGAGAUUCGACCAGCACUCCGCCGUGCAGUGACAAAUAUGGUGCUGCGAUACGCCUUCUCGGCUCGAGUUCCGUAUGAUGGAGAACAAUCAACAUCGGUAUCUCCAUCUUCCUCCACUCCUGCAACCGGCAUCGGCAACAUUGCAUGUAAUUCUUCGCCUUUGUUCGAGGAGCUGGUCGAUGUUGUGGAACAUUUAUGGGACGAGCUCACGUCGACACAAACAUUCCUCACAGAUUUAGUCACCGAUCCUCGCAUUGCUGAUAGAUAUUACGAGGGAAUGUCGCCUAUCCCGUCGUUGGUAGAAAAGAGGGAUAACUUGAUUCGCAAAAUAGUAUCUCAGCGCCGACUCGAACGACAGGCAAAUAAGAAUGCAAAGAGCAGCAACGAUAUGCUAGACGUUCUUUUAGGUGCUUCACUUCCCGAAUCGGAUGUGAUGUACACUCUGGUGGACCUCUUCGUGGCUGGCGUGAAUACGGUUAGCACGACGCUAGAAUGGAUGCUGCUACUUACUGCAAAGGAACCGCAAUACCAAGCACGUGCUAGACUCGACGCCGCAUCGAGGAGGAAGAGAAUAUGCACGAUAGACUCGAAAGUCAGCAACCAUGCAGAGGAACAAUCGUACGUGGAUGCUCUCAUUAAAGAAACGCUGCGAUACAAACCUCCGCUUCUCCUACCCCGAAGGUCGAUAGUUGACACGAGCAUUGGAAAACAUCGAAUACCCGCCGGUAGAAUCGUCAUGGCCAACAACUGGUCGCUGACACGUGACGAUGAUUCUUGGCAUCUGCCGAACGCAUUUCGACCCGAGCGAUGGCUGGAAGAGGAAGACAGGGUGUUCAGGGGCACUGAAUCGUGCAAAUUCAUUCCCUAUUCGAUUGGGAAACGUGCAUGCCCCGGCAGCCGACUCGCACAAGCAGAGCUUUCCACGGCAACAGAUGUGUUGCUUCGCUCCGUAUCAUGGAGCCCUGUUGAGCUGAGAACCGAUCUUCGGGAAGAGUAUUCUCUCACACUAUCGCCAAGUCGAAGCCAAUCGCUACGCUUCCAUCGGUUGGAAUCUAAGGCUAAUAAGGGAAACUUGUCUCGUGAGAAACUUUAAACUGUAUCUGUGUUCAGAAGUUGUUGGUMACACAUGUUACUUGGAAAAACUAUGACUGUAGCCUUGGAACACAACCGAAGAAAGUAGUUCAAAAAGCUGCCGCAUAAGUAGUCGAAGAUAAAAUCUAAUGGUAAAA